Molecule: messenger RNA, 2051 nt
Organism: Chenopodium quinoa (quinoa)
Lineage: Eukaryota; Viridiplantae; Streptophyta; Magnoliopsida; Caryophyllales; Amaranthaceae
Product: dolichyl-diphosphooligosaccharide--protein glycosyltransferase subunit 1B-like
Exons: 8
Coding region: 337-1761 (474 amino acids)
Cellular component (GO): membrane; oligosaccharyltransferase complex
Source: RefSeq, a predicted model, not a curated record
AGGAAUAAAACGCUGACCGAACCUCUGAAGCUCAAUUUCGUAAAUAGUUUUGCCACGCGUCUAUUUUCGUAAAUUGUUUUUCAAUUAGGCUCAGUUUCAUAAAAAAUCUAGGAAAUAGUAGGGAGAGGAUGAUACGAAAUCUGUAUAAAACUUCACUUAAAAAAGAAAAAAAAAAUCUUUUCCAAACAAGACUGAUUCCAAACAUACCCGACCCAAAAAACCUGACCCAAAACAUUCGAUCGUUUCCUUCACUCUAUUAACACUCCCUCUUUCCCCCAAUUUCCAGGUCUUCUCAAAGUCCUCGCACUCUCGCAGCGUUCAAGCUAGAAUCCAUCAAUGGCGAUAGAACUCAAACUUCGCAAUGCCUCAAUUUUCUCUCUCCUCUUUUUUCUCUCUUUCAUUCUUGGAUCAUCCUCAACGGCUACUCAACAUGACCUGCGGAUCACUUAUGCUGAGCGCAGAAUCGAUUUGACUUCCCACAUCAUCAAGGUGUUCUUGACUCUACAGGUUGAAAAUAAAGGAACGUCUCCCAGUUCAGAAGUCAUCUUUGCUUUUCCUCCAGCCCAAAUUGAUCAUAUUGCAUUGUUAAAAGCAGCUGUACCGGUGGGAAAGAAAAAGAGAAAAACAUACAAAUCUCUUGAUGUCAGUCCUAAGCUUCCUGAUGGGCCGAAUGAAACAAAAUACUUUUCUGCCACUUUGCUUAGUCCUUUGAAGGCAGGUGAAACUGUAACGCUUGAGGUCCUGUACAUAUUAACACAGUCUCUUGAGCCAUUCCCAAUAGAAAUUAGCCAAUCGGAAUCUCAGUUGGUUUACUACCGUGAUAGUGCAAUCAUCCUGUCUCCAUAUCAUAUUGAUCAACAGACGACUUUUAUAAGGACUGCAAGUACUAGAGUGGAAUCAUUCACACAUGUGGAGCCCACCAACCGUGCUGGUCUUGAGGUGAAAUAUGGUCCAUAUGCUGAUCAGCCUCCGCACUCAUUUUCACCCAUUAUUGUGCACUUUGAAAACAACAACCCAUUUGUUGUUGUUGAGGAGCUUGUACGUGAAGUUGAGAUCUCACAUUGGGGAAGCAUACAAGUUAGAGAACAAUACACACUGGCUCAUGCUGGUGCUCGGCUGAAAGGUGCAUUUUCCAGGGUGGACUAUCAGUCUAAGCCUUCUGUGAGCGGUGUAGCUUCAUUUAAACAGCUACUUGCAACACUACCUCCUCGGGUAAACUCGGUUUACUACAGAGAUGAAAUAGGAAAUAUCUCAACAUCACGUUUGCGUUUGAACUUGAAGAAGUCAGAACUGGAAAUAGAGCCUCGCUAUCCUUUAUUUGGUGGUUGGAGAGCUACUUUUGUUAUUGGAUAUAGAUUACCUUUGGAAGAUUUCCUUUAUGAGUCAAAUGAUGGCAAGCAGCGUUAUUUAAAUUUCACUUUUGGAUGCCCUAUGGCAGAGACUGUCGUGAAUAAGCUAACAAUUAAGGUAGCUCUGCCAGAGGGCUCUAAAAAUUCUACAGUUUCGGCGCCUUUUACAGUGGAACAACAUUUGGAGACCACUUAUUCAUAUCUGGAUGUACUUGGAAGAACUGUUGUGGUUUUGGAAAAGAAGAACGUGGUGCCAGAGCACAACUCACCCUUUCAGGUUUAUUACGAUUUCAACCCCGCCUUCAUGCUUGUUGAGCCACUGAUCUUGGUAUCCAUCUUUACAUUAUUUUUCUUGGCUUGCAUAGCCUAUCUUCAUGGCGAUAUUUCCAUCCACAAGCAGAAAACAUCUUGAAACUUUAGUGGCUAUGUAAGGGUAAUAUAUUGCUAUUUUUUUGUCUGAUCUCUAGAACUUGACAGCACAUCUCAGUGUUUGAUGAGCUGAUAGUUUGCAACAGCUUCUGUGUUUUGCAUAGAUACUAGAUUGGGAGAUUUAGGAAGCCUGGAGAAAGAAUAGCAAAAUAUCAGCAUGAUGAAAUCAUCUGCUCUUGUAUGUUGUGUUUUCAGCUGCAAGCAAGGUGAUGUCCUGCAUCCGAGAGAAGCAUCAGAAUACAUUAGCAUUAAAAAAAAAAAAAAAAAAAAAAA